This is a messenger RNA of Spinacia oleracea (spinach), 1735 nucleotides long. Its product is annotated as probable sodium/metabolite cotransporter BASS4, chloroplastic. The record is from RefSeq and is a predicted model, not a curated record. The transcript has 14 exons. Gene Ontology annotation, cellular component: chloroplast envelope. Bases 51 to 1283 code for a protein of 410 amino acids. NCBI's taxonomy places the organism in Eukaryota, Viridiplantae, Streptophyta, Magnoliopsida, Caryophyllales, Amaranthaceae.
UUAAGCGACCCCUCGGUCCCCUUUUUCUCCUCUCUCUCCUCAAUCUGACAAUGGCAGUAUCAGUGGAGGCGGGAACUGCCGUUAUCCUCACUCUCUCUCCUCCUCCUCUGACUGCCGCCAAUUUCCGCCGCCGAUUUCCUAAAUCUCUGAGACAAUCUUCGCUCUUUUCCGGCGUUUCUCUCACUAUUCGCUCUCCAAAUUUUCGCAAUAUCACUGUCUCUCAAAGGUCUAGCCAGGGGGAUUUUUAUGGAAGCAGCAAAGAUCUUAGUUUGACACCUACACCGGUGUUAACAUUUGCGAAAGGAUUGCUGAAAUUUGUGUUAUCUAACUUUCUACCGCUAGCUCUUGUUGGUGGAGUAGCACUUGGUUUCUACAGUCCUGCACUGGGUUGUCUAGCACACAAGUAUUCCUUAUCAAAAUAUAUCACCUGUUGGCUUUUCUUUUUAUCAGGACUGAAAUCACAGGAUGGUGAUCUUAAAGAAGUUGUUGAGGCCUGGCCUGCUUUUCUUUUUGGGCUUGCUUCCAUCCUGCUGGUGUGUCCUAUCUUCUCAAAGCUGAUUCUCAAAAUUCAAAUGGUACCUCAGGAGUUUAUUACAGGGUUGGCGAUUUUUAGCUGUAUGCCUACGACAUUGAAUGGAGGAGUAGCACUAACACAACUUGUAGGUGGGAAUUCUGCUUUGGCUCUUGCUCUGACAGUAAUAUCUGUUCUUUUAGGCAUUUUGACUGUGCCUCUCUGGAUCACGAAAUUCAUUGCUGAUGGAUUUGGUGUAACUAUCCCUACUUGGCAGCUGUUCCAAAAUCUUCUGCUUACUCUUAUAGUCCCUCUCGUUCUGGGAAAGGUUUUGCGGAACUUGUUUCCUGGUGUGGCAAGGUAUGUUGAACGGAAUGAGAAGUUUUUCUCGAUCACCACUUCGAUUGUCCUCGGUUUAUUUCCAUGGAUGCAAGUUGGUAAAUCACGGCAAUUACUCUUAAUGGUUAAGCCUGCAAUCUUUGUUUCUGCAGUUGUGAUUGGAAUAGUUGUGCAUCUGAGCUUUUUAGUUUUUAAUGCCACCUUGGUGAGAAGUUUAUCUGUUGGAUCAUCUUCCUGGAAAUCAGUAUUUCGGAAGGAAGAAAAUAGAAGGGCUUUGACGCUGGUUUGCAGCCAGAGAUCCUUGCUUAUGGCAACAGCUGUGGUGGAGCAGCUUGGAGGUGUGCUAGGUGAAACUGGCUUGUUGCUUCUGCCUUGUGUAGCAGCCGACGUGAACCAGCUGGAAUCAUCAUCAGAGACAGCAGUGGCAAUGUAAUUACGGCAGCUACCUUCAACCUUGGUACCACCCAAGUAUAUAUAGCCGAAGUCAUGGCUCUUCACAAAGGCGUUCUGGAAGCUUCAAAGCUUAACAUUAGGAAUCUCCAUAUAAAGGGAGACAAUCUCCUUGUCAUUAACACCAUCAAAGGUAUCUGGAAGACCCCUUGGAAAUUGCAGUAUAUCAUAGAAGACAUUAAGAACAUGUUUAAGGAUUUUGAUCAUUUCACAAUCAAACAUAUCUCCAGAGGGGCUAACAGGGCGGUAGACUGGAUUGCUAAUGUAGGUCACCUAGUUAUUGAUUCAAUGUAUAUUCAGCAUAGUAGUAGUCAGGCACUUUGUAAUAUCCUUCAGGAGGACAGUUUAGGAGUCUACCUCGAGCGGAGGGUCUCCUAACUGUUUGUAUUCUUUUUUCCUUACCAUUUAAAAAAAAAUAAAAAAAAUCUUGUCACA